AGGAGUGGAUGGAUGUUCAGCUCAGUGGCUUUUAUUGUGUGUGUUUGCAGCUGAAGCAGUGUCGUGCGCUGAUGACAUCAGCGGGGUUUUCCGGGUGUGAGGGGUUGUCAGAUGCAGCUCGAGGUCUGAGCAAAAGUUGCGAUAGGAGACAUCAGCAUGCUCGCGUUCAGCCGAGGAGAUGAGAGGAGCCGGUGAGCGGGUCAUGAAGGGGGUGAGAGAGUUGGGUUAUCUCGGCUCCUGUUUAUAGCGCCGUUGCCAUGACCAGAGCGGACUAAACGAGUCGAGAGAAGCGGGGAAAAAUGUCAACAACGCGGCCCCUCCCAGGCAUGAAGCGAAACACCGAGGUAAACUACUCCGUGCCGCCGGGGAGCAGCCACUCUCCGACCCCCAGCAGACACUCAGCGGAGCCCCUGACCGUGGACGAGUUCACAGUGCACGAGGACAGAGAGACUGAGUUAAAGUGCACGAAGCCUCGAGUCGAGAAAGUUUUCCAAGUAGCGUUUACAAUCAUCGGCCUGCUGGACCACACUGGAGCCCACGGGAGUAAAGAUUCCAGACAGAUCUGGCUUCAGCUGAAGGGGAAGAAAGAGGAUGUGGCGAAAGCCAAGGAAUUUGUGAAAGGACUGUGUGACCCAGAGCUCAAAAAGGAGGAGAGGUAUCCAGUUGAUAUGCACUGCAUCUUUGCGGGAGCUCGUGGCCUCUUUCUGGACCGGUUGCUACGAGACACCAGCGCAGAGGUCCAUGUACUGGAGCCAGGGCGGCUGAGGCUUCUCGGGCGUGCCGAAGCCGUGGUGAUGGCGCAGAGCCGCGUUCAGCAGUUCGUCACUCUUUUUCAAGAGAAACGCAGCUUGCCCGCUGACCGAGAGCCCUUGGUCAAGCGCACUUUUAAGACUUUUGUAGAAGAGCGGGCAGAUAAGUACACUAUGGAAUUGCUACUUCUGCCCAGCCCCCUAAAGGAGGAGCUCCUGGGCUUGGUGCAGAGGCCCACUCAGACUGAUGCUAUUAUAGACCUGGAUCAGGACCGCUCUCAGACCAGCACUCCUGUCACAGAACUCUCUAAUCGUAUCCUUGGAGCUACUUUCGAGGAUAGAACGGCCAGGCCCACACAAGACUUGGUGCUUAACGGACGGCCCACGCACAAAAGACGCUCAUCAGAAAGUGAGCAGAGGGACACCAAGAGACAAUACUCUCUGGAGAGGAGAGAUGAAGAGCAGGACAGGGAUAGGCAAUAUGAGGCCAGCCAGACACGGACCAAAACUCCUGCCAAAGGCACUCUACCACUGGAAUCCAUUGAGAUUUUGGACGAAGGUGAGGCUGUGAGCCCAGAGACAAAUCUGCGCUGCCUGGUGAACUUCUUUAGGAACAUGGGCUACCAGCAAGAGGUGGUGGAGCGGGUGGUGAGGGAGACGGGGCAAACGGAGGACACUUACCUGCUGUUGGAGCGCAUUGUUCAGGAGAGCCAGAGAAGCCCGGGCAUGCAAGGAGUACAGUACACCUCAGGCUACGCAACUGAUUCUUCUCCGUCUUUCAACACCAGCUCUAUCUCCACCUCAACAUCCACAUAUGCACAAGCUAAAGAGAAGGAGCGGUUGCAGGAGCGGGUGCAGGAGCGGGUGCAGGGCCGUGCUCUUACUGAGAUCAAGUCCAAAGACAAUAUCAGGGUGCUCAGCACUAACGGCUUCAACCAGAAGAGGCAGCAGGCCAUCAUAGUUUUGGACGACGAGGAGGAUGAAGACAUAGGCAGAAAGUCUAGAACCGUGGGGCCGCUAGAUCUCAAGUCUGACUCCAGGUUUGGUUACUUGGCGCGGGGUGGUUCUCAGACAGUGGGGCGCGUUCCUAUGGAGACCGUAACCAUGCUCCGCAGCUCAUCACAAGGCCCUCCUGGUACAGAGACACGACCAAGCUGCUCCUACCAGACUAUUGCUGGAAGGGUACUACUGCCUCACCCUGAGCCAACUGCACUUUCAAAACCCUUGCUUCUGACAGGGGUGUCUCGCUUUCAGCAGUCCUUACAGACACCAUAUAGGUUGGUCUUGCCGAAUGAACCUGGCCGCCCCGAACUCCGACACAUCAUCAUAGAUGGCAGCAACGUGGCUAUGGCACAUGGACUACAUCGAAUGUUUUCCUGUCGUGGGAUCGCCAUCGCAGUGGAGGCGUUUUGGCAGAGGGGGCAUCGAGAGAUUACAGUUUUUGUACCCCAGUGGAGGCAAAAGAAAGACCCAACAGUAACUGAGCCACACUUUCUUAAUCAGCUUGAGGAUUUGCGAUUACUCUCCUUCACUCCUUCCAGAGAAGUGUGUGGAAAAAGGAUCUCCUCACAUGAUGACAGGUUCCUACUUCAUUUAGCAGAGAAGACAGGAGGCGUUAUUGUCACCAAUGACAACAUGAGGGAUUUUGUCAAACAGUCUGAUGCCUGGAGGCAGAUCAUCCAGGAGAGAUUGCUUCAGUUCACCUUUGUUGGAGAUCACUUCAUGAUCCCAGAUGAUCCUUUGGGAAGGUUUGGCCCUUCGUUAGAGCACUUCCUGCACAAGGAUAGCCAACUAAGUCCUAUGGCAGACCUACAAGUCAUUCCCAUGACUUAUUCCCAGACACUUCCAUCAGCAACACACGGCCCUUUCCCCUCGCAGCCCAGACAGCCUUCCCAUUGGCCGCAUUCUGGCCCACCCGACUGGCACCCACCCCGACCGUCCUCCUCUCCUCCCCCUUCUCAGCGGUCACCCUUAGAAACCACAGAGCUCAAGAGGAAGUUAUAUGACAUCUUCCCCGACCACAAGCAGCGCAUCGACUCCAUCCUCAAUGAUAACCCGUACAUGAGAGACCUGAACGCACUGUCAGGCCUCCUGCUGGGCUGAGCACUACACUUCGCUCUGAAAUGAACAUUUUUAAAAUUAAAGCUUUUGGAUGUUAUAAAAUCUACAGUCCAAGUGGCGAAUAUUCAGUGUACAUAUUUAUAAGAAGAAACAUUACUCAUAAUUUAUGUUGUAAACAAACACAAAAGACGAAAUCUUUGUUCUAAAAGGUGUUUUAGCCACACAGCUGCUUUUUUGUUUUAAACUGGCUUUGCUACAGUAACUGGUGAAGGACUCUCAACUUAACGUUCUUUUUUUCUGUCUUUAUUUAAUUUCCUGUUUUUGGUAUGUUUGCCAGUUCAUGGACAACAUAUUGAUCUGUUUUGAGUAGCCUCAUUGAUUCUUGUUUUCUUGUAGUGUACAGUAGGCUGUAAAAUAGAGUAUAUUGAUUAAAGUGCCCCCACUGAAGUGCCCUGAGAAUCUGGAGAGUACGGACCUGCUCACUUGAUCUCCCACUCUUUUACAAUGUAUAGUUCUUCAGGGGUAAUGAAGGAGUAAGCGUUUGUCUGGACAACCCACCCAAAUGAUGCAGUUUUAUCUUCUUCUUUUUUUUAUAUAAUGGAGUACAUUCUGAACGCUUUAAAAGUUUCUCAGUACUUAGUAUCAUUACACAAUUUUUUCUUGGUACUCCCUCUUCCUUCUCUGGAUUGUGCAAUGCUUCCAUGUUAUGUUGAGUGAUUUCAAAUGUGAAACUGCUGUGCUGACCUAAAUUUCUUUAUCAGUGAUUAAGUUCACCAGCAGGGGGCAGUGUGAGUGUAAAACAUCUUGACCAGCGUUCGCCACAAUGUCUGUACUGAUAUCUGAACAGCACCUAGCAUGUACAGUUGCCACUACAAUGGAUUUAUUGCACAACCUGUCACAGUGUCUGUGUUCCCUUCCUGUUGAUAUUUUUGCUGUCUUGAUUAUGUGCAGCAGUGCUCUUAAGUUGAGGAUAUCUAUGAUUUGGGAUUUACAGGAUUUGUCUAGAACAGGGAAAUGAAAAGACCUCAAACAGUAAGCAGCAGAUUAUCCAGGUGAGCUGUGGGUAUCUCACAGCAAGGCUGUGCUGGUUUUCUUUUCUGAAUGGCAGUGUUAAUAAAGGCCAUUUAUGUGUUUACUGUA
This is a messenger RNA of Astyanax mexicanus (Mexican tetra), 3950 nucleotides long. It is a transcript of the gene n4bp1, whose product is annotated as nedd4 binding protein 1. Gene Ontology annotation, biological process: negative regulation of protein ubiquitination; negative regulation of proteasomal ubiquitin-dependent protein catabolic process. Gene Ontology annotation, cellular component: nucleus; PML body. The record is from RefSeq and is a predicted model, not a curated record. Bases 300 to 2852 code for a protein of 850 amino acids. The transcript has 7 exons. Gene Ontology annotation, molecular function: RNA binding. NCBI's taxonomy places the organism in Eukaryota, Metazoa, Chordata, Actinopteri, Characiformes, Acestrorhamphidae.